Molecule: messenger RNA, 1105 nt
Organism: Brassica oleracea var. oleracea
Lineage: Eukaryota; Viridiplantae; Streptophyta; Magnoliopsida; Brassicales; Brassicaceae
Product: rac-like GTP-binding protein ARAC5
Exons: 7
Coding region: 206-796 (196 amino acids)
Biological process (GO): regulation of actin cytoskeleton organization; regulation of cell shape; small GTPase-mediated signal transduction
Cellular component (GO): cytoplasmic vesicle; plasma membrane; cell cortex
Molecular function (GO): GTPase activity; protein kinase binding; GTP binding
Source: RefSeq, a predicted model, not a curated record
UUUUAAACAGAGAAAAAAUAUUACAAAAUAAAAAGGAAAAAAAAAACUAACAUUUUCUCAUUCUUCUUUCAUCAAUCUCUCAUUUGAGUUUCAGGGUAUUUUUCUAGAGUUAGGUGAAAGGUUGUAUCUUGAUUCUUGGUAAUGGCUGAGAUUUAAGGAAGAAAAAGAAGACUUUCAUAUUUUUUUUUUUGGAUUAGCGGCGGAGAUGAGCGCUUCGAGGUUCAUAAAGUGUGUCACAGUCGGCGAUGGUGCCGUCGGGAAAACAUGUAUGCUGAUCUCUUACACCAGCAACACUUUCCCUACGGACUAUGUACCAACUGUUUUCGACAACUUCAGUGCUAAUGUGGUUGUAGAUGGGAACACUGUGAAUCUUGGAUUGUGGGAUACAGCCGGUCAAGAAGACUAUAACAGGUUAAGACCAUUAAGUUACCGUGGUGCAGAUGUCUUCAUUCUUGCUUUCUCUCUUAUUAGCAAAGCUAGCUACGAGAACAUAGCGAAAAAGUGGAUUCCUGAGCUCAGGCAUUAUGCACCUGGAGUUCCUAUUAUCCUCGUUGGAACAAAACUCGAUCUUCGAGAUGACAAGGAGUUCUUCAUAGACCAUCCCGGUGCAGUGCCUAUAACUACAAACCAGGGAGAAGAACUAAAGAAACUGAUAGGAUCUCCGGUUUACAUCGAGUGUAGUUCAAAGACUCAGCAGAACGUUAAAGCAGUCUUUGACGCAGCUAUAAAAAUGGUGCUUCAGCCACCGAAUCAAAAGAAGAAGAAACUGAACAAGAGUCUUUGUGUUAUAUUGUGAUCUCUUCUUCUUUUUUUUUUAAAAAAGGGAAAAAACAAGAAGAUUUGUAGGUAACAAACGAAGCUGAAGAGACAAAAAGAAGAGUCUAGCAUCAAAAGCAGCCUUUCUGGUCAUUUGAAGUGAGGCCAAGAGGAUUUUGAGUAAGAGAAGGUUGAUGUGUUCUUGGUGUGUCGUUGUUGUUCUUGCUCUAUGUAGACUAAUCUCUGAAAACCAUUUUGUACUUUUAACGGACGAGUUUAAUUAACUUUAUCAUCGUAGUUCCUCUCUUCUAGGCUAUCAGAAAAUGUUAAUAACACAACACUUGUUGGC